Messenger RNA from Mus pahari (shrew mouse), 948 nucleotides. It is a transcript of the gene Prps1l1, whose product is annotated as phosphoribosyl pyrophosphate synthetase 1 like 1. Gene Ontology annotation, cellular component: ribose phosphate diphosphokinase complex; cytoplasm. Gene Ontology annotation, molecular function: ATP binding; ribose phosphate diphosphokinase activity; magnesium ion binding. Lineage: Eukaryota; Metazoa; Chordata; Mammalia; Rodentia; Muridae. The record is from RefSeq and is a predicted model, not a curated record. Gene Ontology annotation, biological process: purine nucleotide biosynthetic process; 5-phosphoribose 1-diphosphate biosynthetic process.
AUGCCAAACAUCAAACUCUUCAGCGGCAGCUCCCACCAGGACUUAUUCCAGAAGAUUACUGGGCGCCUGGGCCUCAAGCUCAGGGAGGUGGUCACUAAGAAGUUCAGCAACCAGGAGACCUGCGUGGAAAUUGGUGAGAGUGUGCAAGGAGAAGAUGUCUACAUUGUUCAGAGCGGUUGUAGUGAGAUCAACGACAGUCUAAAGGAACUUUUGAUCAUGAUCAAUGCCUGCAAGAUCGCUUCAGCCAGCCGGGUGACUGCAGUCAUCCCGAGCUUCCCUUAUGCCCGGCAGGAUAAAAAGCAUAAGAGCCGGGCUCCCAUCUCUGCAAAGCUCGUAGCAAAUAUGCUGUCUACAGCAGGUGCAGAUCACAUUAUCACCAUGGCUUCUCAGAUCCAGGGGUUUUUUGACAUUCCGGUAGAUAAUUUGUAUGCAGAGCCAGCUGUGCUGAAGUGGAUAAAGGAGAAUAUUUCUGACUGGAGGAACUUCAUGAUUGUCUCUCCUGAUGCUGGCGGUGCCAAGAGGGUCACUUCUAUCGUGGACCAUUUGAAUGUGGAUUUUGCCUUGAUUCACAAAGAACGGAAGAAAGCCAAUGAAGUGGACAGCAUGGUGCUUGUGGGUGAUGUGAAGGAUCGGGUGGCUAUCCUUGUAGAUGACAUGGCUGAUACUUGUGGUACAAUCUGUUACACAGCCGACACACUUCUCUCAGAGGGAGCUACCAGAGUUUAUGCCAUCUUGACUCAUGGAAUCUUUUCUGGCCCAGCUAUUGCUCGCAUCAAAGGCGCAUGCUUUGAAGCAGUAGUGGUUACUAACACCAUACCUCAGGAAGACAAGAUGAAACAGUGUAGCAAAAUCCAGGUAAUUGACAUCUCCAUGAUUCUUGCUGAAGCCAUCCCGAGAACCCUUAAUGGAGAAUCUGUUUCCUACCUGUUCAGUCACGUUCCCUUGUAA